Eucalyptus grandis is the source of this 471-nucleotide messenger RNA. Its product is annotated as jacalin-related lectin 3-like. The record is from RefSeq and is a predicted model, not a curated record. The transcript is spliced from 3 exons. Lineage: Eukaryota; Viridiplantae; Streptophyta; Magnoliopsida; Myrtales; Myrtaceae. The coding region runs from base 1 to 471 and encodes 156 amino acids.
AUGGAUGCGAUGUUUGCUUUGGCCAUUAUUAACUUGGACUACCCACAUGAGUUAGUGUCAGGUUAUAUCAAAGAUUAUUAUUCUGUUAUUCAAUCACUCACGUUCGAAAGCAAUAUAAGAGGGCAUGGACAGGAAGAAGGAAGGUUCUUUAGCUGCAUAUUGGCAUGCAGCAAGAUAAUUGGCUUUCACGGAAGGUCUGGCGUUCAACUUGAUGCGCUAGAAGUCUACCCAGAACCAAUUUCUGAUCAUCUCUUGAAAUCCAUUGGGCCAUUCGGAGGACAAGGUGGCAGUCCAUGGGAUGAUGGACAUAGCAUGGGUGUGAGAAAAACCAUUAUAAAGGGUGGAUUAGUUAAUGACUUCAUUACUAUUGAGUACGACAAGAACGGGUCUAUGGUUCAGGGCCCUAAACAUGGUGGAGAUGGAGGACAUCUAACCCUCGAGCUCUUCCCGUCUCCUAUCCACUCAUCUUGA